Molecule: messenger RNA, 1196 nt
Organism: Mercenaria mercenaria
Lineage: Eukaryota; Metazoa; Mollusca; Bivalvia; Venerida; Veneridae
Product: fibrinogen-like protein 1
Exons: 1
Coding region: 1-666 (221 amino acids)
Source: RefSeq, a predicted model, not a curated record
AUGACCUCUUACAAGUCUUGCUUGGAGUUGUAUGAUAACGGAUUUAAGUCUAAUGGUAUAUACAAAAUAGAAAUCGAACAUACAAAAAAAGUUUCCAUGUACUGUGACAUGACUACUGAUGGUAGGGGGUGGACAGUAUUUCAACGACGCCAAGAUGGCUCUGUCAACUUUUCCCGAUAUUGGAAUGAAUAUGAAACUGGGUUCGGCAACUUGACAGGAGAAUUUUGGCUCGGAAACAAAUAUUUGAAUCUACUAACUGAUAAUUUUGAACCACAUCAACUGAGAAUCGAACUAGAAGAUCAUGACGGCAAUCGUGCCUAUGCCAAAUACAGCAGUUUUAAGGUUGGGUCAAAGAGAACAAACUACACACUGGAUGUGAGUGGUUACACAGGAAGUGCUGGUGACUCGUUAGCAAAUGCAUAUCUAUAUGGACCACAUGAUCAGAUGGAAUUCACCACCAGAGAUGCAGAUAAUGACAAAUACGAGGGUGGUAACUGUGCUUCAGACUGGGACGGUGGAUGGUGGUUCAAUUAUUGUUUUGAUUCGAAUUUAAAUGGUCUCUAUCAGGACCAGUCUAAAUGCAAGACUGAAUGGAAGUGCAUUGUCUGGUAUAAAUGGAAAGGUGCACAUAGAUCCAUGAAGUUCACUGAAAUGAAGUUUAGAUAAGACAAUGACUGACUAACUUCAAUAUCUUAAACUGGAGUUUGUACAGAAUCUUCUGUUAUUUAGAUAAUAAUAUUUAUUCGUCUUUGCCAAACGGUUUUCCUUAUUUCUGUGUUUGAAAUGUUUAAAUGACUCAUUUACUAUUUUGUCAGACAGAUAAGAAAUCAUUCUUAAAUUUGUAUUCUGUAUUUAUAUACACUUAGUGACAUAAUGCAGUUUUGCAUCGUGUCUAUGUAUUUUACAAAAUCAAUGUUUCAUCCUGAAAUGUGGAAAUUCCACAAAACCCUUUUUUUUCAGACUAUGCAUCACGCCAUAUAAUGUUAUAUUAUAUGUUCUUAAAAUAACCUAUAUUUCAUUGGCCGAAACCGCUCAUCAUCUUUUAAUAUAUUGUUUAUGUUGGUUAGUGUUUUUUCCCCUUUAAACAUGAUUUUCUGAAAAUAGAAUGGAAGUCAUUUAUUGUUACUUUCAAACAUUAAAUGUGUUGCAACAAAUAUCUGUUACCUAUUCGUUAAUCUGUACAGUCAUUGCCCUUU